AUGUCUGAGGUAAGCAUGAGCGCCGGAAAGAAGGCAAAAGCAAACUAUGAAAAGAUCGCGAAGAAAAAGCCAGAUCCGGAGGGCCUUGCGAUCGGCGAAGAAGCGCAAGCGGCUCUAAUUCAAAAGGAUUACUCGAAGGCGAAGGCUCUUUUCGAGAAGGCACGGUACAUUUGCGAGGCAUCCGCUAUCAAAGCCACCAAGACAGCAAAGUUAGUUCGCAAGAAGAACGCUGGAGGCGAGAAGCUAUCGGAGAGUGUAGAGUUGAACGACUUCGAGCAGGAUGAUAAAGACAGAGAUAUAAUCCUGCCACAACCUGGGUCUGAAGGACACGUGUUCGCAAAGCACAAAGCGAACCUCCCCCCUGGCGCCGAGAACUACGCAAUUAACACAUCUGCUCGAAUGGCUGAACACCUAAACGCGACAGGUGGAAAAUGGCAAACGAGGUUUCCUCCUGAACCAAACGGGUAUCUGCACAUUGGUCAUGCCAAGGCCAUGCAUUUUGACUUUGGAGUCGCUGCCAAAUUUCAGGGAAACACCUACUUGAGGUUCGACGACACAAAUCCCGCAGCAGAGAAGCAAGAAUAUAUCGACUCAAUUUUAAGCUCUGUAUCCUGGCUAGGUCACAGGCCGUUCAAAGUGACUUACAGCUCGGAUUACUUCGGCCAGCUUCAUGAGUUCGCGGUCAAGUUGAUUAAACUUGGGAAGGCAUAUGUAUGCCACCAAGCGAAAGCUGAAGUUACUGCCUCGCGCCAGCUACUUAAAGAGUUUCAGCUCCACUGCGCUCGAAAUAAUCUUUCAAGGCAUGAAACGCCACUUCCUAGUGGGGCAGAGUCCCCUUAUAGACAUCGCAGCGUUGAGGAUAACCUGCGACUAUUCGAGGAGAUGAGCAAAGGAGUUUGGGAGGAAGGCAGUUGCAGUCUAAGGCUAAAAGGUGAUCUUCGAUCAGAUAUAACAUCCAUGUGGGAUCUAGCGGCAUACCGCAUCAAGUUUCAGGAGCAUCCUCACUCUACCGAUGCGUACUGCAUCUAUCCCACCUACGACUAUACGCACUGUCUCGUUGACAGUAUCGAGAACGUCACACAUUCGCUAUGCACUUUAGAAUUUGAGACACGACAGGCUCCAAAUGGACCUUAUUACUGGCUUCUCCAUGCGUUGGAUAUGUACAAGCCAAUUACUUGGGAGUUUUCACGAUGCAACAUCACCUACAACGUUUUAUCCAAACGAAAACUCAAUACGCUGGUGUCACAAGGUCAUGUUUCCGGAUGGGACGAUCCACGAUUGCUCACCUUGGAAGGGCUUCGCAGGCGCGGAUAUACCCCAACAGCUAUCAACCGGUUUUGUUCCGAGAUGGGUAUUACUCGAAACGACAACAUACAGCACCUUGAGAAACUUGAGCGAUGCAUCCGCGAAGAGUUAGAUGAUGACACUGAUCGUAGGUUUGCAGUUUUGAACCCUCUGCCGAUAACAAUAAGGAAUCAUCCAGGAGGAUCUUUGCCAGUGGAAUGCCCGUCACACCCGAAAUUUCCAGAACGCGGAACACGGGUUUUGAAUUUUACCUCGACUGUUUUCAUCGAGCGUGAAGAUUUUCGCGAAGUCGAUGACGUUUCGUUUUAUGGGCUGGCGCCUGGAAAGACUGUACGUUUACUAUUUGGAUAUAAUAUAACUUGUGUUGGGCUCCAAAAGGACGCGGCGGGUGCUAUAGUUUCCCUUGAGGCUACAUAUGAUCGUAAUUCCCUCGGUUCGAAACCUCCGAAAGGUACUUUACACUGGGCUGGUUCAGACUAUGUUCACGGUGAGGUGCGUGUAUAUGAUAAACUUUUUUCAGUUGAGGUGCCUGGUAAAAGAGUUGCGACUGAAAUUGCGGCGGAUGAGGUAGCGGAACAGCUCGAAGAUGGAGGAGUCGAUUGGUUGACGCAGCUGAACCCUUGCUCACUUGUUGUUCACCAGAAUGCUUUGCUGGAGCCACUCAUACGUGAGAUCGCUGGAAGUCCACUGACAUCUCGAUUUCAGCUUCAGCGGCUUGGUUACUUCACGGUAGACAAGGACUCAAGCGUGCAAAAGCCCGUUUUGAACAGAAUCGUGACCUUGAAAGAGUCAAAAGAACUCACGGCGCUAAGGAAAUGAUUCGUGUUCAGGGUUUAGGGUUCUACACCGAGACUUCAGGUCAAUAUGACUUCAUCCAUUACCAAAUCUGUGUUCUGCCACAUGUCUGUGCGUGCGUCGUGUGCCAGUAGCCUUCAAUUUGUGAUGAUAUUCGCAACAUCUUGGUAAAGCCAUUUUAGU
Molecule: messenger RNA, 2283 nt
Organism: Micromonas commoda
Lineage: Eukaryota; Viridiplantae; Chlorophyta; Mamiellophyceae; Mamiellales; Mamiellaceae
Product: glutamyl or glutaminyl tRNA synthetase
Exons: 1
Coding region: 1-2124 (707 amino acids)
Biological process (GO): translation; glutaminyl-tRNA aminoacylation
Cellular component (GO): cytosol; cytoplasm
Molecular function (GO): glutamine-tRNA ligase activity; ATP binding
Source: RefSeq, a predicted model, not a curated record